AUGGCCGAGUCCAAGACCUUCCUCGACGCGACCGAACUCCGUCGUUCCCACUACCAGAUCACCAACGAGUCGACCAUCUCCGACGCCCGCAUCAAAGAGCUCGUCGCCCACACCGUCAAGCAUGUCCCCAGCGCCUUCCACUCGCAGACCACGCGCAUGGUGGUCGUGCUGAAGGAGAAGCACGAGGAGCUGUGGGAUGCCAUCAUGGAGGUCUACAAGGUGCAACUGCCCGCGGACAAGUUCGAGCAUGCCAAGGGGAGGAUGGUGGGGUUCAGGAAGGCGUACGGGACCAUCCUCUUCUACGAGGACACCUCCAACGUGAGGGAGUUCCAGGAGAAGUACAAGACCUACGAGGAUAAGUUUCCCCAAUGGUCCGAGCAAACCAAUGGCAUGCACCAAUACACCCUCUGGUGUGCCCUCGAAGCAGAAGGCAUGGGGGUCAAUCUUCAGCAUUACAAUCCCUUGAUCGACACUCGCCUUGAGACCAUGUACGACGUCCCGGCAACGUGGAGCUUGAAGUCUCAGAUGGUGUUCGGCAAGCCGACCGGCCAGCCGGGAGAGAAGACGUUCAAGCCUGUUGAAGAGAGGGUGAAAUACUUUGGGUCAUGA
Molecule: messenger RNA, 609 nt
Organism: Letharia columbiana
Lineage: Eukaryota; Fungi; Ascomycota; Lecanoromycetes; Lecanorales; Parmeliaceae
Exons: 3
Coding region: 1-609 (202 amino acids)
Biological process (GO): cellular response to oxidative stress
Source: RefSeq, a predicted model, not a curated record